AUGGCGCCAGGUGAGGGAGGGUACCGCCAAAUUAACAAGGCUCUCAACAUAUGUGCCUUUGAAGACUACCUUGCAGGGCAGCAGAAAGCCCUACCCUCAUUGCCUGAUGUCGAGCAGAUCAGCCCCCGCGUCCUCAGGAUCCUUGGCCAAAACCCGGGCAAGUUCACCCUGCAGGGGACAAACACGUUCAUCGUAGGGACGGGCCCCGAACGUCUCAUCGUUGAUACAGGCCAGGGCAUCCCAGAAUGGGCGGAUCUCAUCCACGAGACACUCGCUCGCCGAGGAAUUACGCUCUCCCAUGUCCUUCUCACGCACUGGCAUGGCGAUCACACGGGUGGCGUCCCUGAUCUGAUUCGCAUGUACCCGCAUCUCUCAUCGGCAAUUUACAAACACGAACCAAGCAAAACACAGCAGCCGAUUACGGACGGCCAGAUCUUUAGGGUUGAAGGGGCCACCGUGCGUGCGGUGCAUACGCCCGGCCACUCCAGCGACCACAUGUGCUUUGUCCUCGAGGAGGAACAUGGGAUGUUUACGGGCGACAAUAUACUUGGACACGGGACCUCAGCCGUGGAGCAUCUCAGCACUUGGAUGCACACACUGUAUAAGAUGCAAGCCCAGGACUGUAUUACGGGGUAUCCUGCCCACGGAAUCGUCAUCAGCAACCUACGCACUAAGAUCAAGGGCGAGCUGGCUCAGAAGCUGCAGCGCGAACAACAGGUCUUGAAAGCGUUGGUUCAGGCCAAACAGGCGGAGAGAGCGUGUAUGGAGCGAGGCAAGGGCAGCGUGACAGUCAAGGAGCUUGUAGCUACGAUGUACGGGAAUGGGGUGGGCGCAGGGAUCAGAGAGCUGGCACUGGAACCCUUCAUGGACGAGGUCCUUAGGAAACUAGCUGAAGAUGGCGCCGUUGCAUUUGAGGUUCGGGGGAGAGUAAAGAAGUGGUUUGCACUUGACGCCUAA
This is a messenger RNA of Aspergillus puulaauensis, 957 nucleotides long. RefSeq lists its product as uncharacterized. Gene Ontology annotation, biological process: secondary metabolite biosynthetic process. Lineage: Eukaryota; Fungi; Ascomycota; Eurotiomycetes; Eurotiales; Aspergillaceae. The record is from RefSeq and is a predicted model, not a curated record. The coding region runs from base 1 to 957 and encodes 318 amino acids. The transcript is spliced from 2 exons.